Messenger RNA from Polyodon spathula (Mississippi paddlefish), 442 nucleotides. Its product is annotated as cytochrome c oxidase subunit 6A1, mitochondrial-like. The record is from RefSeq and is a predicted model, not a curated record. NCBI's taxonomy places the organism in Eukaryota, Metazoa, Chordata, Actinopteri, Acipenseriformes, Polyodontidae. Gene Ontology annotation, cellular component: mitochondrial inner membrane. The transcript is spliced from 3 exons. Bases 76 to 324 code for a protein of 82 amino acids. Gene Ontology annotation, biological process: mitochondrial electron transport, cytochrome c to oxygen. Gene Ontology annotation, molecular function: enzyme regulator activity.
AGUCUUGCAGCCUCUUCUGCGGACCUUCAGCGCCCAGACCCGGCGAGCCACACCAGGCUGGUAAUAAAAGGCGUGAUGCUGCAAGCAUUGCAAUGUGAAAGCCUGACCAAGCGCUGGAGAGAGCGCGCACAUGGAAGAUCCUGUCGUUCGUGGUGGUGCUCCCUGAAGAUGCAGCAUCACUUCCAUGAGCAUCCCGAGUUUAUCGCCUUCCCACACCUGCAGAUUCGCAGCAAGCCCUUCCCCUGGGGUGACGGGAACCACAGUUUGUUCCACAACUCUCAUGUGAACCCUCUCCCCACUGGCUACGAAGGUGGGGAGCACUAAGCUGGACCGGGUCCACCACCACUGGGACCAGCACACCAGUGCAGCUCAUCACACCUCCUCUGUAUUUCUUGCAGUCUAACAUGCUUUAGCUCUGUUAUUGUUUGAGAGGGACACAUAU